Heterocephalus glaber (naked mole-rat) is the source of this 2547-nucleotide messenger RNA. It is a transcript of the gene Rtp3, whose product is annotated as receptor transporter protein 3. Gene Ontology annotation, cellular component: cytoplasm. Gene Ontology annotation, biological process: protein targeting to membrane; detection of chemical stimulus involved in sensory perception of bitter taste; protein insertion into membrane. Gene Ontology annotation, molecular function: olfactory receptor binding. Lineage: Eukaryota; Metazoa; Chordata; Mammalia; Rodentia; Bathyergidae. The record is from RefSeq and is a predicted model, not a curated record.
GAGCAAAUACAGUUGAGAAACCAACCUGCUGGGGGUGGGGGCUGGGCAGGAGCCAGUGGCCCCCAGGUCAGAGGGGGACUGGACGAGAGGAAGGAGGCUCGGUUGACAAUGGGAACAGAAAGCGCCCUCCCCUUCCUUCCUCUGCUCCUCUCCGCUCCACGGAGAAUGAGGCUUUGCUCCUGGGAAGCAGCCAGGGCACAGGUCAGCGGCCGGGGGACAGGAAGACCCACCCUGCUGAGGACUGGCCCUGUGACGUGGACACCCAGAGUCCUAUCCACCUUCCCAGGGGCAUUGCCAGCACCAGCUCUGCCACCUCUUCCCCCUCAGCUGCUGGUAGGAGGGAGCGGGGUGCCAGUGAGGCCCCUCUGCAUAGGGAGGGCGGCCCUGGUCAGUCUGACGACGGUGGCCUCCCACCCGCUGCUUCAGGAAGACUGGCCUGGGGUCUCCAUCUGCCCGAGCAGGGCCAGCGGUCCAGGGCAGCCCAGGGACCACAGAGCGCUGUCUGCCUGUGUCUGGGCCCAGUGUGGUGGCCCACGAUGGCCACAUCCUCCUUCUCCGGGUGGGGCCAGAUGCGUCCACACCUGACUCAGACCCCACGGCCCUCUGCCUUGGUGAUAUUGUGAUAGAAGAAGCCAUAAAUCAUCUGCCUUCUAAAUUCCUGUGGAGCCUCCUACCACUUUGUGAACUUGGGGACAGGCUCAGCUGACCUUUGUCCUUGGGCCACAGGCCUGGUCCGUGGUCCCAACCCAGCUCUUGCAAGAAAAAAGCAGCUGAGCCCUCGCUGCUGCAGCCCUGCUGGGGCCAGGGACCCCGGCCACACCAUGGAAGCCACGGAUCAGGACACAGAGGAGUGGAAGCAAGUGUUCCAGGAGUUAAUUCAGGAGGUAAAACCAUGGCACACGUGGACCCUGGUGACAGACAAAGACCUUCUCCCCGAUGUCCUGGAGCAAGGCUGGUCGCAAUACCAGCAAAGGACGUUCGCCAGGUUCCAGUGCUCCUCCUGCACACGCAGCUGGGGCUCCGCCCACGUCCAGGUUCUCUUCCACAUGCACUGGAACAAGAAGAAGCGCAGGGGCCGCGUGAAGAUGAGGAUCUUCUCCCAGAGGUGUAAGAAGUGCACGCAGCCCCAGUUUGAGGCUGCUGAGUUCACGCUGGAGAACAUCAGGCGGACCCUGACCAACCUGGUGUUCCGCAUCCUGAAGAAAUGCUACAAGGAGGGCUUCAAGACGAUGGAGGAGGUGCCCACCGUCAAGGACACCAAACUGGAGGGGCCACACGACAGUCUCAACUGCGAGGCCUGCCUGCAGGGCUUCUGUGCCCAGAGUGGGCUGAGCCUGGGCCCACAGUCACAGGUGCCUCCCUCGCUGUCCACCCCCUCCGAAGACACAGGGGCGCCCAGGGUCACUGCUACCUGCAGCCACCGCCCCUGCUCGCCACCCCCCAAAGUAGACAAGCUCCUUGUGUCAACAGUGGACCCUAACCCUCCCAAGCCUCACCCCAAGGUCAGCCACGCCUCAAAACCAUCAGCUGCUCCAAAAUAUCCAACCAUAGAGGUGUCACCCACAUUAAUAGUAACCCCCAAAGUCUCUAACCCUCCCAAGGCUGACCUUAAGGUUAGCCACACCUCAAAACCACUGGAUACUCUCAGAGUUCCAAUCGAAGAGGUGUCCCCUACAUUAAUAGUGGCCUCCAAAGUCUCUAACCCUCCCAAGGCUGACCUUAAGGUUAGCCACACCUCAAAACCAUUGGAUACUCUCAGAAUUCCAAUCGAAGAGGUGUCCCCUACAUUAAUAGUAACCCCCAAAGUCUCUAACUCUCCCAAAACUUACCCCAAGUUCAGGCACGCCUCAAAGCCAUUGGAUACUUUAAGAAUUCCAACCAAAGAGGUGUCACCCGCAUUAGUUGUGACCCCCAAAGUCCCUAACCCUCCCAAUGCUGAUCCCAGAGUAUUCAACUGGCGGGCCAUUCAAGUACCUUCUCCCACAAACAGCCAGACAGCAGCAGACACACCUCUCGGGGACCCCAGGGCAACAUCAGGAGAGAUGUCACCUGCAUCCCCCCUGGCUGCUAAGUCCACAUGGGGCAGAGGCCACUCCUCUUGGAACCAGACAAGGCCCAUGAUUUGCCAGCCGAACACCAGUGUCCCAAUGCCCCCCCUAAGUGAGCCUUGUGAUUGUAGCCCCCUGCAGAACUGCAGCCCAGUGCAUAUGUGCCUGCGCUGCCCCUGCUGCCUCCUUCUGAUUGUCGUCAUCAUUGUGGUGGUGUGGUGGUAUUGGUCCUAAAGCUCUCAGGAGCUUGAAGCAUGACGCUACAUGAGGAGCCCCACGCUGUAGUAGGAAAGGGCCCGAAAGUCCACAGACCAGAGAUGGACCCUGGGGCCAGGGAGCUGGAAACCAGCUGCCUCAUCCAUAGGUGGGGUCUCAGGGGUGGUGGGGGGGAAUGCUCCGGAAGGAGACACGGUGGCGGCUGCACGACAGUCACUGAAGUGUUCCUUUUUAAAUGGUUCGUUUUGUUGUGACUUUCACCUCAAUUACACAAGAAAAAGAC